Molecule: messenger RNA, 4547 nt
Organism: Homarus americanus (American lobster)
Lineage: Eukaryota; Metazoa; Arthropoda; Malacostraca; Decapoda; Nephropidae
Gene: Trap1
Product: heat shock protein 75 kDa, mitochondrial-like
Exons: 13
Coding region: 2317-4314 (665 amino acids)
Biological process (GO): protein folding
Cellular component (GO): mitochondrial inner membrane
Molecular function (GO): ATP-dependent protein folding chaperone; ATP binding; ATP hydrolysis activity
Source: RefSeq, a predicted model, not a curated record
AUUGUUGUCAUUUAAAUAAAAGUGCCUCAGAUUUCAAAAUCAAAAUCAAUUCUUUCUAUUGCAAAGUCUGAGAACUACAGCAGAAUACAUGAGUGGCUGAGUUAGGGUUAUAAACAUUAUUCUCACAGGAGCUGAUGACACAAAACAAAAGCCACAAAAGGUUUUCUGUUUUUCAAGCCAAGAUAAUUUCACACCAGUGCUCUAGGAAAACAUGUAUGUACACUAUUUUAAUAUGCAUUUACAGUUGUCUAGAAAUUUUACAAGCUACCUAUUGAAAGGAAGAAACUUUAAUUUAGUUUACAGUAAUAUAAUUUCAUUGCAUUGGUCUGGAAAAAGUAAAAAAAAUUCAGUAUAUGACCUUAGCAGGAACCUAGGUACAAACAGCUUAAAUAUCUGGGUUUACUUGUGGCACUGGACAGUAAUGUAGAGUCUUCUGUAAGCAAAUCUUUUGGACAAAAUCAAACCCAUCUGGUUGGAAAGUGUGUGUGUGUGUAUGUGUGUUAUACAUAAAAGUGUUUUUUCAAUCAUUUGUUAUUAACACUUGGGGUUUUCUUGUACAAAAUUGUGUAUGAUCAAAAUUAUUGCUUAAGGGUUUUCAUACACAAAUUUGCGAAUGAAAAAAGCAAAAUAAAUUAAUUUUAUGUUUGCGUAUGAACGCUAGACACUCAAGACGUACAUUUGGCAAUGUCAGCGCGAUCUGCUAACUAUGUAGAUUGCACUCUAAGGUCACCACACCAGUUUCCAUUUUGUGUUUAAAGGACCCAGGAUAUAAUGUUAAACCAUUUCCCACAGCUUGUGUUAAUUUCUUAAGCAUCACAUUUAUUCAUAACAGUGUUGUGAGAGUUUUGAACCAUGCCUCGUGUUGCUGCCAAAGGUGGAGGGGUGGGAAAAUGUAAAACAUGCAAGGAAAUUGUACCACAUGGUGAUAGUGUGGUGCCUCCUGAUGCCUCUCCCAGUGUCCCUGUCCCUUCAACAAGCAGUCCUAGUGCUAUGACUCGAUACAGUACAGUACUGUAUGUACAAUUAUCUUUUGCACUCGGAGGGAAAAAUUAAUAAUAUGUGCUUGGCCCGGGCGCGCUCAUCAUACCGCCAAAUUUACAACACUGUUUCCUCGCAAAAUAUUAGUUUUUUCACAACUUUUCGGCUGUAACUAUUUUUUCCUAAAUAUGUAUGCUUUAUAAUGGAAUAAGGUUCAUAUUGCAAUCACAUGAAAUAAUAAAGGUAAAAGUGAUAUAUAAAUAUUUUCAUUAAGCAUAAACAACACCUACAUAUAGAAGUAUGGUAAUUAUUUUAUCAGGAUUACUCAUAAAAUUGUUUGUAUAUAAUUUAUUUACCAUGUACAGUAAUUGCAAUAAAUCCCACCUUUUUAUCUCGCAUAGCAAGCUUGCUACGACUCAUUUCGUACAAUUAUCUCUUGUGUGAUGCAGUCAAGUGCAAUGAGGUGAGUAACAGGCCAGACCCGGUGGCGUGAUACGAAUUCAUGCCAGGUGAGGGCUAUGUGCGCUGCCCCCGACUCAUUCCGACCUCUCUCCACUCGUUUACACUUACCAUGUGUCUCCUACUUUGUGUUUUUCCGUUAUUUCCAACUUCGUGUGGCAUGCAGUCAUGCCUAAACGCCCCAGCUUGAUGUGAUAAGGCGUAAUAAGAGUGGUGAUAGACCAGCAAGAGUGGUAGAGACUUGAACUUGCCACCUUGACCAUCUCCGCCAUCAUCAACACAGGUAAAUAACAGUCUCAAUUUAUGCUUUAUAUUCCUUAAUUAAUACUUGUUAUUCUUGCUUUAUAUUUCUGCUUUAUUUCCUAGCUUGACAGAGAUAUGGUAGAUAGGAAUUUUUUGGGGGGUGGCCAGUCCCUAACCCCUUAAAUUUGUUAUAUUCUUAUGGGAUUAAUUGCUUCAAUUACAGUUGAUUCACUAACCAGAGACUUUUCACAGUCCCUAAAUGUGUCAGUUAUUUGGGUAUUAAUAAUUUUGAGACAAGAUAUGUGUGCCCUUUACCUAACCAGUCUAUUGUGAUCUAAUUUAAAAUAUGUGCUGAGUUUGCGUACUUUUUUAUGUACGAAAUGUCAGUGCUGUCUGUGUGUUGCACACUUUACCAUUAUCAAGUAUCAACAAAAUAAUCAAGGCAUGGGCAUCCACAAGGGAUUGCACUUGCACCCCCUGGAAAAUUAGAAAUGUUCUUUUUCCUGCAGUCCUUGUUCACAGUAUGUGUAUGAUAUUACAAGUUUUUAAGUGAACUGUUUGUUCUUUAACGUUCCCAUAACAGUCACUUGUGGUAAGCUGGUACUUUGGACAAUUCCUCUGUGUGGGAGAAUUACGAUGUUAUUGACAAGAGCAACAACUGGUGCCUGGGCUUGGCUGGCCGACUCAGGGCAAUAUGGAUGCAGCAUUCCAAUGUGUCGCAGGGUCCAUACAACAUCUCAACUGCUCCAGGAAGCUGUACAAACAAAUGAACCCCAAGCAUAUGAAUUUCAGGCCGAGACUCGCAUGCUUUUGGAUAUUGUAGCAAAGUCUCUCUACUCUGAGAAGGAGGUGUUUGUCAGAGAACUUAUUUCUAAUGCUUCAGACGCCAUAGAAAAGGCUCGAUACUUGGCUCUACAAGGCAAAGAACUAGACUCUUCUGAGGCUGACAUGAAAAUUCACAUCACCACUGACAAGUAUGAUAAGACACUGACCAUCCAAGACUCGGGUAUCGGCAUGAGCAGAGAAGAACUUAUCGAUAAUUUGGGUACUAUUGCCCGCUCUGGCUCAAAGGCUUUCAUCCAGCAACUGCAGGAAGGUGGUGGUGCAGAUCCACAGAGUAUUAUUGGUCAAUUUGGUGUUGGCUUCUACUCGGCAUUUAUGGUAGCUGAGAAAGUUGAAGUCUUCACAAAGUCUCGCUUACCUGGUAGCAUUGGCUACAUCUGGGCAUCAGAUGGGUGUGGAAAGUAUACCGUAGAAGAGUGUCAGAAUGUUGAGCCAGGGACUAAGAUCAUCUGCCAUCUCAAGGUCGAAAACCGCGAAUUUGCCGAUGAGCAAACUAUUAAAGAUGUCAUUAAGAAAUACAGCAGCUUUAUAGGAUCUCCCAUUGAGGUGAAUGGUGAGCAAGCUAACAACAUAAAACCUAUUUGGCUCAUGGAUCCUAAGGAGGUGUCCCCUGAUCAACACGAUGAAUUCUACCGCUAUGUGGGGUCAGCGUACGACAAACCUCGCUUUGUACUUCACUACCGCACAGAUGCCCCGGUAGAUCUUCGAUGUGUCCUGUACGUUCCCGAGGGUAAACCAGGUUUGUUUGACCUAAACCGUGAUGCAGAGAGCAGCGUCUCCCUCUACUGCCGCCGAGUCCUCAUCAUGAACAAAGCUGAAAAUGUUCUUCCAAAGUGGCUGAGGUUCUUGAAGGGUGUUGUGGACAGCGAGGACAUUCCCUUGAAUCUUAGUCGAGAAUUACUUCAGGACUCGGCCCUCAUUCGCAGACUACGCACCGUCAUUCAGAAUCGUGUUGUUCGCUUCCUCUUUGACAAAUCACGUAAAGAUGCCGAGAGCUACAGCAAGUUCUUUACUGAUUAUGGAAUAUUUAUUAAAGAAGGUAUUCUGUCAUCUCAGGAGCAGGUUGAGAAAGAAGAGAUUGCCAAGCUAAUCAUGUAUGAUUCUUCGGCAAAACCCAUCGGCGAAAAGGUGACGCUCCCGGAAUACAUUGGCCGCAUGACUGAUAACCAGAAAGAUAUUUAUUACCUGGCAGCUCCUUCAAGGGAACUGGCAGAGUCUUCUCCAUACUUUGAAGCUCUUAAGAAACGGAAUGUGGAAGUAUUAUUCUGCUAUGAGCCAUAUGAUGAAGUAGUCCUGAUGCAGCUGCAGGAAUUUGGUAACAGAAAAAUUAUUUCAGUUGAGAAAGAAAUGCGCCAGGAUAAAGAUGCUGUUGAUUAUGAAGGAGCUGAGGGUGGCCUACGCCGUUCUCAGGCAAAUGAAUUGAUGGACUGGUUAAAAACUGUAUUGAGUGGACGAUGCUGGGGAGUGAAAGCCACCCCUCGCCUCGAAUCCCAUCCAUGUGUCAUCACCGUGGAGGAAAUGGGGGCAGCCAGGCACUUCGUACGCACGCAGUUCACUCAGAUCCCCGAAGAGACCAGAUAUUCACUUUUGCAGCCACAGUUGGAAAUUAACCCAGGCCACCCGAUCAUCAUGAAGUUGAACGAACUACGGGAGAGUAAUCCUCGACUAGCUGAACUUACUGCCAAACAGUUAUUCAGCAAUGCCAUGGUACUAGCAGGUUUGGUAGAAGAUCCACGCACAGUCCUUUCUUCUAUGAAUGAGCUUUUACAGUUGGCUUUAGAGAAGCACUGAGUAUACUGUAUUGUGGUGUCAUUGUUUCCUCUGCAACACUGCAUGUGACAAUUGGAAUACUUGGAAGAAGUACUGUGUUGUGUCAGGUACUGAAUGAUAUGUGUACAGUAUUGAGGGUCAUCUGCAGUAUACUUAGAUAAUUUGCAUAUGGUUAUGUUUAAAUAAAGUGUACAGUUAUAUAUAGUAAGAGUCGGUAUGAUGUAAUUGGUGCCGUUAUAUAAAGUAGGCACUGA